This is a messenger RNA of Myodes glareolus (Bank vole), 1092 nucleotides long. It is a transcript of the gene Nxt1, whose product is annotated as nuclear transport factor 2 like export factor 1. NCBI's taxonomy places the organism in Eukaryota, Metazoa, Chordata, Mammalia, Rodentia, Cricetidae. The record is from RefSeq and is a predicted model, not a curated record. Gene Ontology annotation, biological process: nucleocytoplasmic transport.
GCUCGCGUCACUGCCAGUCGCGCGGACGAGGGAGCUGUCGGGAAACCGGGACCCUCGUGCCUGCGUAGGCCGCAGCUCGCCGCGCGCGGGAAGCCCCUACCGGCGCCCAACCGUUUUCCACCUCCAGGAAGCCAGCACCUCAGGCGGAGCCUCUGGGAGGAAGAGGAGGGCAGGAACAUAACUCUUCUGGUCCGGGACCGCGGCCAGGGCGGGACCCGGGACCGAGUUGCCUUGGAGGCGCUGACCGGGGCGGAGCAGCAUGAGCCACUGUCCUGAUGAAGAUGAGCCACACCCUGGUUUCCUAGAGGCAGUCACACCUAUUCCAAGCUUUCAGGAACAGUGUUCUUUCAUCAAAUGUGCUCUACCCCUGGAUUCCUUCAGAGGAGCCACUCUGACAGAAGCCUCUGUCAGCCGAACCAGAGAUGGCAUCAGUAGAUUUCAAGACCUAUGUGGACCAGGCCUGCAGAGCUGCAGAGGAGUUUGUCAAUGUCUACUACACUACCAUGGAUAAGCGGCGGCGGCUGCUGUCCCGCCUGUACAUGGGCACGGCCACCUUAGUAUGGAAUGGAAAUGCUGUUACAGGACAAGAAGCCUUGAAUGAGUUUUUUGAGAUGUUGCCUUCCAGUGAGUUCCAGAUCAACGUGGUGGACUGCCAGCCUGUCCAUGAUGAAGCUACACCAAGCCAGACCACAGUCCUUGUGGUGAUCUGUGGAUCAGUGAAGUUUGAGGGCAACAAACAGCGGGACUUCAACCAGAACUUCAUCCUGACCGCCCAGGCCUCACCCACUAACACAGUGUGGAAGAUAGCAAGUGACUGCUUUCGGUUCCAGGACUGGGCCAGCUAGUGGGGUGAGAAAGGCUUCUUGGCUUCAGCCCAGCUCUGCAAAGGAAUGCCAAUCUCAAAUCUCAGGAUGUGGAGGACACAGUUCAUUUUUGUUGUCACAGCAGCACUGCAAACUGGAUGUUAGACUCCUAGAAACCCCUUUCCUGGUUUGUCACAGUUGCCUUUUGAAAGUAGUAAACUUGUUAUUUUUCUACUUAAUCAGUAAAGAACGUGUUUCUGGAAGUUGACAAAUAAAUAAUAUAAUUGUU